This is a messenger RNA of Bolinopsis microptera, 601 nucleotides long. RefSeq lists its product as uncharacterized. Bases 5 to 400 code for a protein of 131 amino acids. The record is from RefSeq and is a predicted model, not a curated record. Lineage: Eukaryota; Metazoa; Ctenophora; Tentaculata; Lobata; Bolinopsidae. The transcript has 3 exons.
CAGCAUGGAACGGGUAAAAAGCUUAGUGAUAAUCUUGAUGAAGGAGCGUGAUAAAGCGAGAAAAAGAGUAGAUGAUUUGCACUUAGAACUUAAAAUAACCUCAGAGAAAGUCAUAACGACACAGAAAGAUAAGAAGACGUUGGAAGCUAAGAUAAGGUUAUUGGAGGGCGAGUUAGACAGAACUUAUGAGGAAAACAUUGGGAGGAAAACAGUUAACAUGGACCUCGAGUUCGAAGUGGAGAAGGCGGAGAGAGAGAGAAACUCUCAGCAGAACGAGUUAUCCUACGUUGAAAUGGAAGUGGGAACGAGGGAGGGUAAAUUCAACGAGUUGGAAGUGAAGCUGAAUGAGGUGGUACAGGCUUGUGUAAUGUAUGGAGAUGGUAAUAUGUCUAACUUUUGAGAGGUUUGUGGCGUUUGAGUGAAAAACUGAAGUCAUGGAAUGUUCCAGACUUCAGUAAAAAGAGACCCGAGGAGUAAUUUAUAUUGAUUGAAACAGGACUUAAGUCAUUAAAGUAUUUGUAGAUGAAAAUUAGAUUUGUCAAUUCGCUUUUUACAUAAAAAUUACCAGAUGCAGAGAUUUUGAUGCUCCACUAUAUUAAAA